ACUCGCAUUGUAGACCCCGCAGUAGAGCAGAGCUGGGUCUAGCGUGGUGCUGGCAAGGUCUGUUGGGUGCGUCGAGGGUGUCGUUAAAAUAGCUCUCGCGAGAGUAACGCGAAAUAAUACGGCGAGAUGGCUGCCCGUUCGGUCCUGAGGUACCUGAGACCCAAGCCCGUGAUAUUCCAGACUCAUCGAUGCGCCUCUCUAUCUGGUUUCGAUAUCCAGCACAAGACUCCUACCAUCAAGACGGUGAUGCCCAUACCGAAGGCCCAUUACGGAGGCAGGCACACCGUCACCAUGCUGCCCGGAGCUGGCAUUGGACCCGAGCUGAUGGGUUAUGUAAAGGAAGUUUUUAAAUACGCUGGCGUACCGGUGGACUUCGAGGACGUCGAAAUCGACCCGAACGCGAACGACAACGUCGAUUUGGAUUUUGCGAUCACGUCGAUACGCAGGAACGGAGUGGCCCUGAAGGGAAACAUAGAGACGCGCAGCACGGAGGCCGACGUCUUCUCCCGAAACGUCGCUCUGCGAAACGAGCUCGACCUCUACGUAAACGUUUUGCACUGUGUCUCUUAUCAGGGCGUGAACUCUCGCCAGAAGAACAUCGACAUCGUUAUAGUGAGGCAGAAUACCGAGGGCGAGUACUCCAUGUUGGAGCACGAGAGCGUUAGCGGCGUGAUCGAGAGCAUGAAGGUCAUUACGAAAUCCAAUUCGGAGCGCGUUGCUCGCUACGCGUUCGAGUACGCCAAGAGGAACGGCCGCAAGAAGGUGACGACGGUCCACAAGGCGAACAUCAUGAAGCUGUCGGACGGACUCUUCCUGGAGAUCUCGCGGCGGGUCGCCAAAGAUUAUCCGGAUAUUAUCCACAAUGACAUGAUUAUCGACAACUGCUGUAUGCAGCUCGUAUCGAAUCCACACCAGUUCGACGUCGUGCUGACGACCAAUUUGUACGGCGCCAUCGUGUCGAACGUGGUGUGCGGUUUGCUGGGUGGCGCCGGUUUGCUGGCCGGUAAGAACUACGGCGACCAUUACACGAUCUUCGAGCCGGGCACCCGUAACACCGGCACCAGCAUCGCCGGCAAGAAUAUCGCGAAUCCGAUUGCGAUGCUGAACGCCGCGGUCGACAUGCUGCGUCAUUUGGGUCACAAGCAUCACGCCGUCGUUAUCCAGAACGCGAUCAACAAGACCAUUAAUCAGGGGGUGCACACCCGCGAUCUCGGUGGCACUGCGACCAGUAGGGAUGUCGUCGACAAUAUCCUCAAGCACAUAAAAAUCGCGACCGCUUAAGAAGACUGAAAAUUAUAUAUUAUGGCCGAAAUCUCUUGUAGCAGAUGUCCGUGGAAACUGGCGAGUUAGAUAUACUAAGAAUCUUGUGUGAUUUCUAGUGAGAUAACAUUAAAGAAUACAUACGAUAAGCUAGUUAGGGCAAGGUAAGGAUCGCUAUGACAAUAUGCGAUAACGAGAUUUCGUCUAUUGGCACAAAAUUACGAAAUAUUUCUCUCAAAUCAAUUAUUUUAGGAUAAUCGGGCGGUUUUCGGCUUAUAGUAGAUUACAAAUAUGCUCUGUAAUAUACUACACUUGUUCAAUAAUUCGGAAUUUUGUAACAUAUUCGCUGUACAUUGUAAGUAAUAGCAGUUCCUAUAGAUGAAUUUACCAAAUAUUAUCACUGUGAGAGUAACUUAUAUGAAAUGUUUAAAGUACUUGUUACACACACCUUACCAUUAAAAGAAUACUCACCAUUUUAUGUGCGUAAGACAAGUACGGUCAUAGGUUUAUUAAGCUGACAAAUAUUGUAUGCCGCCUUAGUACAAUUUUAUCUAGUUGAAUUAAAACAAUGACAAAAUGUAAAAUACACUUUACUGUUAAGGUAAAGUUACAUUGUAAAGUGUACAUACUGUCGUUCAUAAAUAAAAUGUAUAAAUUUACAUU
Vollenhovia emeryi is the source of this 1923-nucleotide messenger RNA. RefSeq names its product isocitrate dehydrogenase [NAD] subunit gamma, mitochondrial (gene Idh3g). Bases 127 to 1281 code for a protein of 384 amino acids. Gene Ontology annotation, cellular component: mitochondrion. The record is from RefSeq and is a predicted model, not a curated record. Lineage: Eukaryota; Metazoa; Arthropoda; Insecta; Hymenoptera; Formicidae. The transcript has 3 exons. Gene Ontology annotation, biological process: tricarboxylic acid cycle; isocitrate metabolic process.